Molecule: messenger RNA, 3135 nt
Organism: Entamoeba invadens IP1
Lineage: Eukaryota; Evosea; Mastigamoebida; Endamoebidae
Product: protein serine/threonine kinase, putative
Exons: 6
Coding region: 1-3135 (1044 amino acids)
Biological process (GO): protein phosphorylation
Molecular function (GO): protein binding; ATP binding; protein kinase activity
Source: RefSeq, a predicted model, not a curated record
AUGGAUCUAUUUAAAAACUGUUUCGACUUCAUGUCGAUCGAUAACAAAGUACUACCUUUCGAGUACCUAACAAAUUUUCUAAUUGUGUCAAAUGGUAGAUUAAUCAGAUAUUGUCCUGAUAAAUACGCCACUGCUAUUCAAAACCAAAACAAAUUUGUCAAAAACAAAGACCAAAUUCUAUUUGAAGAAUUUAAAACAGCCAAAAACAGUUUUAAAAAUAAUUUUAAAAACGUUUCCCAAAUUGUUCCUCGAAUUUUGGAAAAACAAAAAACCUCAAAGGGAGUAAUUUUCCCAACAGAGGUCUAUUGCCAUAUUAACUACAGUAAUUUUAAUAAUAGCUUCAAAUUUAACAAUUUGUACACAUCUUUUACUCACCCACAUUGCCCAUACCCGAGUAAUGAAACACAUCCAAUGCUUGUCAUCUCUGAAGUUAAAAACAUUAGUAUUGGGUCGGAUAUAGAAGAAGUCUACAUUGACUUCAAACAAGACUUUUUAGUUGAUGUUGUUGUGGAUAAAUGUAAAAAAUGUUUUUUCAAAGGAAAUUUUGGAAUUAUCGAAAAGAAAAAUUUGUUGAAAGAGCAAAUUCCGUACUGUACAAAUUAUAUUGCAAAAUCUGUGAUUGUGAGCCGCUCAGAAAUCACUUUUACAGUAAAUUGCAAAGACACUUUGACAAAGUUCACAAAUAAAGUUGUGAAUUUUGUCUGUUUUGAAACGAACGAUAUGGAUAUAUAUGAAAAGUCAAAUAUUACCCUUGUAGUGUAUAUAAUCAGUGACGAUUUGUACACGACAUUUGAGGGUUAUGAAAGCGUUCAAGGGAUUCUUUUAAUGAGUAAAAAAUAUUUAGAAUAUUCAAAUGGAAAUGAUUACGACUCCGUGUAUUACUAUAACAAUAUUAUGAAAGGAAAAACUAAAAAAGGAGGGAAGUACAUUUCUCAUAUGUAUUUUGAAAAUAAUAAAAAUAAUAAAUGUGGAAAUAAUUCAACAAAUUGUGUUAAUAAAACAUAUGCUAUACAAUGUAAAAAUGGCUAUUUUAUGAACAUGGCAGGUAGCUGUAUUAAAAAACAGUUUUGUAAACAAAUAUAUGGCGGAAUUUGUGUCGAAUUGAACGGAUUUUUUCACUACCAAAAACACGAAUUUAAAAAGUCUGACGAAUUAUGUUUAUCUUGUUCGUUUAAUGAGUGUUUUAUAUGCGAGUCAAAUUCAUUUUUAAUUAAUGGAAAAUGUCAACUGAAAGGAAUUGGAGAGAAGAUAGUAUACUCACGUUCUAUAGUUAGUUGUGCGGAUGGGCACUAUAAUAACCAAAACACUUUAUUAAAAUUGUGUCCAGAUCACUUUUUAUUAUCAGAGAAUGGUAAGUACCUUACUUCUAUUACAAAGUGCGCCAUCGCACAAAGUGAUAAUUGUGAAUUGUUAUCACCAAUUGGAUGUCUUCGAUGUGCAAAGGGGUAUUACACUGACAAAGAAAACAAGUGCAGCAAAUGCAACACAAAGUGCACCGAAUGUACAGAGAACUCCGAGAAGUGUCACAGUUGCAUCACAGGCACGGUGCUAUCAAAUGGGAAGUGUCUCACCAUUUUUGCACUUGAAGGGAUUUGUACUUCGUAUGAUGCGAAUGGGCAAUGCUCACAGUGUAUUAAUGGAUAUAGUACUACUAGUGGAACUUGUGUGAAAUGUCCAUAUCCAUGUGUUAUAUGUAAAAACGACCAAAUUUGUGAGAAGUGUGAUAACACGUAUUUUAUGAAUGAAACCGAAGUUUGUGAGAGUGUGUAUGACAUCACAAAUUGUGGCGAAUUAUCAGAGACUUUGGGGUGUUUGAAGUGCUCUGAAGGGUAUUACAAAAGUAAGUUGCGUUGUAUUCAAUGCAAGCAAAACUGCUCUUCUUGUAAUUCAGCAGAUUAUUGUAAUGAGUGUAGUAACAACAUGGUCUUAUCAACUGGUAAAUGCACAGAGCGAUUAUAUAUAGAGCACUGUAUAUUGAUCACCAACUCAAUGUGUAAGAAAUACAACUUUUGGUACGAAUCUAGUACUGACAUGAUAUCUUGUGAUAAAAUAAAUAUGACUAAAAUUCUUCUUAUUGUGAUAUUUGGAUGUAUAUUUUUAUUAAUCAUAUUUACUAUACCAAUGAGUUUUGUUGGAUUAUAUAUUAUACAAAGACAUCAUCUUAAUGUGGAGAGAAAGAAGAAAGGAAUUUCUUCAAUACGGAGUGUUAGAGAACAAAUGAAACCAUUAAUAGACAAUAUAUACACAACUUCAUCUCAAUUGGAUUUUGGUGUUGACUUACCAGUUAAUAGAAUGAGUACAAAAACGGUUAUAUUUGCAAAUAAAUCAAAAUCUAUUGUUAAGCUGCAGUUGGUUUACAUGCACCGUAAAAGUUACAAAAUCACAGUCUCACUAAAAGUCGUCACUUUACGACCAAAAGACGCAUCACUUUCAACGUGGAUUGACGACAGUAGCAUCACAGACAUGAUUGAAAUUUGUCGAGGCGGUGUUGGAAUUAUUUUUAAAGCAACGUACAAAGGGCGCACAGUCGCAGUGAAGAAAAUCAGACAAUUUAAAAAUGUCAAAGACGAUGAGUUCACAACAGAAGUCGACAUUGCAAAUAACGUGCAAAAUACUAACGAAAAAAUAUUACCACAAAAAAUUCGGUACAAAAUUUUAUUGGACGCUACAAAGGGUGUCAACUAUUUACACCUCAAUGGAAUUUUUCAUAGAGACAUCAAGCCAGGAAAUAUUCUUGUUGUUGAAUUAAAUAGUAUAAUUGAAGUCAACGCUAAACUUUCAGACUUUGUUAGUGCAAGAAAUGAAAAUUUGUUAAUGUCAAAUUUGACAUUCACAAAGGGCGUUGGAACACCAAAGUAUAUGGCGCCCGAGUUAUUGAAUGGACAAAAGUACUCAAUUGCUGCAAACGUGUACUCACUUGGAAUUACUUUCUUUGAGGCAUUUACUUGGAAAGACGCUUUUGAAGACAUAAAAUACUUCUUUGAAAUUCCUGAGUUGAUUUCGAAAGGAAAGCGACCAGAUGACAAAUGUUUGAGUUAUAAAGAACGACGUUUACUUGAAGAGAUGUGGGCACAAAAAAUGGAAAGAAAGAAUCACAAGCGAGGAAGUUGUGGAUGUCAUGCAAAAGAUGUUUGA